AUGGAUACUACGCAACAGUAUCAUGUUGGGAAGGAUUAUUCUAAUGCCCCGGCAAAAGUAUUUGAGAAAGUGGAGAAAUAUGAUGAGGAUUUUAUUGAUCGUACCAGAAUACCAAGAAUGCCCUGGCACGAUGAAGGAGUUGUUGUAUUAGGCGAAUCAGCACGUGACCUAGCGCGACAUUUUAUCUCACGUUGGAAUGUACAUAAGGCACUUAGAAAAGCUAGUGUAGUUGUCCUAUGUACUAAAAAUCGACAAUUAAUCGUGCGCUUAAUCGCGAUUAAUGGUCAAUUUUUCGGUGAUUUUCAGUUUGAAAAGUGUCGAAAUAAUACAAAAUAUCCGUAUAUAUUACCAAAAGCCUAUGAAGAUGGUCAAGAAUUAUAUAUUAAUGAUUGGAAUCAUUAUCUCGAUUUAAAUCCGAUUCAAGUAAAUGCACAAGUAAGUAUACUGAAUUUUUAUAUCAAUUUUCAAAUACGUUUUAGAUUCAUGAAAUCUAUUUAAUGAUUUUUGAAUUUUGUUGACAAAUGAAAGGCUUUUGUUAAUGAAAACGAAUUUAACGUGCGGUGCAAAAAAGUAACCGGAUCGCAAACGAUAAUACGUAGCUAAGAAUCCUUUCCGAUGUGCUAGAGUACUUGACUUUUUUGUACAGCACGCUAUAAAACGAGUGAUAUUUGCUAAUGCAGAUAAUAUCUUCUACUAUCCAUCCCAAAAUACAGGGCCGGUGGGCAUUUUUUGAAUAACUUUUGAUAGGAAUGAGAUAGAGACCUGCGAUGUUCGCUGUUCAAUAGCCAAGACUUGAGCAGAACUUUUCACAAG
Messenger RNA from Didymodactylos carnosus, 813 nucleotides. The record is from the annotation of a GenBank genome assembly. NCBI's taxonomy places the organism in Eukaryota, Metazoa, Rotifera, Eurotatoria, Philodinida, Philodinidae.